This is a messenger RNA of Selaginella moellendorffii, 1350 nucleotides long. RefSeq lists its product as uncharacterized. The record is from RefSeq and is a predicted model, not a curated record. The transcript is spliced from 2 exons. The coding region runs from base 523 to 1344 and encodes 273 amino acids. NCBI's taxonomy places the organism in Eukaryota, Viridiplantae, Streptophyta, Lycopodiopsida, Selaginellales, Selaginellaceae.
GCUCGAGCUGUGGUGUCUUCAUUUGCGCCUACGCAGAGCAUCUAACCCGGGGGCAGUCGCCACCUUUCUCUUUCUCGUCCAGUGACAUCUACAACAUCCAAGCAAAAAUGGCUACUCAAAUGCUACGUGGAUUCAUCCCCUAAAGAGAUUUACCAGCUUGAGAACGUUCCGCUCGAUCUUGGCAAACUCCAUCGCCAGUGCUUGAGCGUUGAAGAUGAAGGCGCCAAACACGACAGCAUCUUCCCAGUUCCGGUCAUCGCCCGCCGUCGCCAUCACCUCCUGGAACCUGGACCGGCACGCAUCAACCACUGACGAGCUCCAGCAGUCGACGUCGACGAGAUCUACGCUCGCGGACUGGCUCUCAACGUCUCCGCCACCUCCAGCAGUAUCUAACCGUACCAACACGGGGCCAAAGCAAGGAGCCUGGAGGUCCUGGAGUGUCUCGCAGCACCACGGCAGCCUUCUGGACCUCAGCUCCAGGAUGGACAUGACGAGCGCUUGCAGCAGAUCGAGGAUCCUGGCAUGGGAGCUCAAGAUCUUGGCGUAGGCCUUCUCCUGGAACGGGUCGGUCCAGCAGGGCUCCAGCGCCGCCUCCUGCACCAGCACGCCCAGCUUCUGCGCGAUGGAGCUCGCCUCCUGCCUCGCCUGCCCAAGCUCCUCCAGCGCGGACCCCUGGCACCUCUCGCAGCAGCACCGCGCAACGUCAACACCAGCACUGACCACCGUCUUCGCGCACCGCUCCAGCGCCGCCAGCCCCGCCGCCAGCGUCGACUUUGCGAGAACCGACACCUUUCUCGGGAAGACGAGGUACUCGACGACCACGAAAGCAGCAAUGCCGAUGAAGCUCUGCGUGAGCCGGAGCAUGGCGAGGCUGUCGAGCGAGACUCUCUUUCGGUGGCCGACGAGGAAGAUGGCGCCGAUGAGCGCCGAGACGUUACCAAGGGGACCGUAGAAGCGGUUGUGCUUCAUGAAGCUGGUGAAGACGAUCCAUCCGGCGAGCGCGACGAUGGAGAAGAUGGGACUGGAGCUCUGCGUGUAGAACGAGACGAGGUAGCCGAAGAUGGUGCCGAGCACCAUCCCGUGCAAGCGGAGGUCCGAGACGCGGAAGGAGCCGUCGCGGUGGGCGUUGAAGCCCAUCCCGAUUAUCAGCGUCGUCCAGUUGAUGUGGUAGCGGUUGUACGUGGAGCCCGCGUAGGAGCCGAGCACCAUAGCCAGCGAGAUCUUGAGCGCCACGAUGAAUCGCUCCCGGUCGUAGAGCUUGAGAAUCUGGCUGAAAAACCGCCAGUGAAACUCGAUCUCUUUUUCACUUUUGCUCUCCUCAAUUGGAUCCACGCUACUAAUUAGCUUGCA